Messenger RNA from Tuber melanosporum (Perigord truffle), 827 nucleotides. RefSeq lists its product as uncharacterized. The transcript has 3 exons. The record is from RefSeq and is a predicted model, not a curated record. Bases 1 to 690 code for a protein of 229 amino acids. NCBI's taxonomy places the organism in Eukaryota, Fungi, Ascomycota, Pezizomycetes, Pezizales, Tuberaceae. Gene Ontology annotation, molecular function: phosphatase activity. Gene Ontology annotation, cellular component: cytoplasm.
AUGCCCCCGAGAAUUAUCACCCUCGUUCGCCACGGGCAAGCCCAUCACAACAUCGGUUGGAAAUUCGAUUGGCACGACCCCUACCUAACCCCUUUGGGCGAAACUCAAUGUCAUGAGCUCUCGGAAAGAUUCCCAUCUGAACCUCCUGUCGACUUGCUCGUUUCUUCCCCCCUGAGGCGAACGAUUCAAACGACGCUUCUAGGGUUCAAGCAGCAGAUUAAGAGCGGUGUCAAGAUGGAGCUCUUGGCCGAGCUUCAGGAGUCGUCUGAGAUGCCAUGUGAUACUGGGAGUAGUCGCGAUGUGUUGGAGAAGGAGGAGUUGUUCCGAGAUGUGGAUUUUAGCGGUCUGCCGGAUGACUGGACUUCGAAGAAAGGAAAAUGGGCCCCAGACCCUCAUUCUCUCGGGGAACGUGCCAGAGCCGUUCGUAAAUGGCUCAAGUCCCGAUCAGAAGGCCAUGUUGUCGUAGUCCUGCACGGUGGUUUCCUUCACUACAUCAUAGAAGAUUGGGCCGGCCGCAGCAACCUCCUAGGCAAUUGCUGGAGAAAUACUGAAUUCCGUUCCUAUGUCUUUGCAGACGAGGAUGAGGAUAAUGCUUCGGUUGUUGAGACUGAUGAAUCGAAGGAGAGGAGGAAGGGGAGUAAAAAGCCAUCGGGCGAAGGUGAAGCGGUUGAGAAGGUGAUGAGGAAUUAGAAGGGGUAAUUAUUGUAUGAAGAAUUGUUUUACAUGAAUGGUUUUGUUAGUGGUAGAGUAGGCACAGUACCAGGAUACGUUGUAUCAUCCUAUUGUGCUCUAGAAUCGGGAGAGCGACAAUAGGAUUUUCACUUGUU